CGCGUUCAUUGACGGGCAAGGAAAAAAUGUAUUCAAGCGUCUUCCUUUUCCGUCCCUCAUCAUGUCCCAGCCCGCUGCCCACCGAAGAAGGCCCGAAUCUAUCAGCCAUGUCGACGCUAAAGAAGCUGUCGACCUCGCCACCGCACAACCUGAGAACGUCUUUCUUUUUGCUCCGAAUUUGAUUGCUGCCGUUUCUCUACAUUUCAUGAGCUACCAUCCAGUAUAUUGCACUAUCACGUAUUCUAUAUCAUGUCUGCUCGACGCCGUGGACGGUCAAGUUGCACGCGCUCGCGGAGAAACAUCUAAAUUUGGCGCUGUUUUGGACAUGGUUACCGACCGAUGUACAACUUCCUGUCUACUGUGCUAUCUUGCCAUCGCAUACCCCACUUGGGCAAUCUUGUUCCAAUUUCUUAUCGCCCUCGAUUUCAGUAGCCAUUACAUGCAUAUGUACAGUUCUCUCGCUACAGGUUCUGCAAGUCAUAAAAAGGUCACUAGCGACGUCAGCAGAAUUUUAUGGCUUUACUACAAUGAUGCACGAACAUUAUUCCUGGUCUGCGCAGGCAAUGAACUAUUUUUUGUCGCGCUUUAUCUCGCCAAAUGGACCACAGCGUCAGUACCUGUAGACCUUUCAUGGAUAUCGGUACCCUUCUUUGGUCACUUUUUGACCAAUAUAACCUAUGCAGAGGCCGUCGCUUGCUUGACUGGUCCUGUGUGUCUCCUCAAGAACAUCAUCAAUGUUGUACAGCUGUGGAAAGCAUCAAAGAUUCUGGUGGGCGUUGAUCUUGCGGAGCGAGCCGAGGCAAGGAGGUUGAAAGCUAUCUGAUCACACCGGAAGGAGAAAAAAUUCCGGUGUGUGAGUUGGGUUCAGAGCUGUACAUUAUUCUCAAUCCGUAAUACCUCAGUAUAUAGCUAGAAUUACAAAGACCAGCCAACUGCGUACUCUGCAGCGUAAUAUAUCACCAACAUCCGAGGAUGAACAAGGUCCGGUCAAAAUCUCAAUGCGAACGAUCAAGAUCGCUUUGACGCAUUCCGCGUGUGAGAGUAAGUAAGAGGUUCUCAAUUCGAGCUUGACGGUCCUGUGGUUAAAAAUAC
This is a messenger RNA of Lentinula edodes (shiitake mushroom), 1092 nucleotides long. RefSeq names its product phosphatidylinositol synthase. The record is from RefSeq and is a predicted model, not a curated record. The transcript is spliced from 5 exons. Gene Ontology annotation, cellular component: membrane; Golgi apparatus. Gene Ontology annotation, molecular function: CDP-diacylglycerol-inositol 3-phosphatidyltransferase activity. The coding region runs from base 62 to 823 and encodes 253 amino acids. Gene Ontology annotation, biological process: phosphatidylinositol biosynthetic process. Lineage: Eukaryota; Fungi; Basidiomycota; Agaricomycetes; Agaricales; Omphalotaceae.